UGGGGAUUUCGAUGUUUUUUACUUUGACCGAAAGAGGAGAGAAGGAGAAAGUGUGCAGCUUUCGUUCGGCGCUACUCAGCUCUUCUCUUCUCAGCUCUUCUCUACUGUCUUCCUUCUUCUUCUUCUUCUUCUGGAUUUCAAGGAUUAAUGUCUUUAGCCUCAUCGCCCGUCUCUAUCUUCCUCUCUCUGCAUACACACAUGGAGUUCUGUUUGAUCUUUUGUUGAAUUCGCUCUCAAAAAUAUCUACAGUAAACUACAAACCUUUUUUUUUUGUUUUUCCUUUUUAGCUUUCCCACCCAAACCAGCCACAGUUCCCGAAUCCGCCAAAUCUAGCGACGUCCUUUGCACUCUCCGCCUCUCUCUCUCUCUCUCUCUCGCUUCUCCUCUCGCGAGCUCGGCCGAGGAGAACCGAACCACAUGAGUGAACUUUAUCGAAUGAAGCAAUUACAAUAUUGAAUACUCCCAGGCUUGGCUAGUGUGUGUUCUAUGCUAUGUACUGUACUUGAAGACAUGGGCUUACUCUGCAGCAAAAAUCGGCAUUAUAAUGAAGCAGAUGCUGAAGAGAAUGCCCAGACAGUUGAAAUUGAUAGGCGGAUUGAGCUGGAAACAAAGGCAGAAAAGCAUAUCCAGAAACUUCUACUUCUUGGUGCUGGUGAAUCAGGGAAAUCAACAAUUUUUAAGCAGAUAAAACUUUUGUUUCAAACUGGCUUUGAUGAUGCAGAACUAAAGAGUUAUAUCUCAGUCGUACAUGCGAAUGUUUACCAGACAAUAAAAAUAUUGUAUGAUGGGUCAAAGGAAUUGGCUCAAAAUGAGAUGGAUUCCUCGAAGUAUGUCUUAUCCAUUGAAAAUAAGGAGAUAGGAGAGAAACUAUCAGAAAUUGGAGCCAGGUUGGAUUAUCCAUGUCUCACCAAGGAACUGGCGCAGGAUAUAGAAACCGUGUGGAAAGAUAAUGCAAUUCAGGAAACAUAUUCUCGUGGUAAUGAGUUCCAAGUACCUGACUGUGCCCAGUAUUUCAUGGAAAAUUUGCAAAGAUUGGCCAACUCAAGUUAUGUUCCAACAAAGGAGGAUGUUCUGUACGCAAGAGUUCGGACAACUGGUGUUGUAGAAAUCCAGUUCAGCCCGGUUGGAGAGAAUAAAAAAAGUGGUGAAGUAUAUAGACUCUUUGAUGUAGGAGGCCAAAGAAACGAGAGAAGGAAGUGGAUCCAUCUGUUUGAGGGCGUUUCUGCUGUAAUUUUUUGUGCUGCUAUUAGCGAGUACGAUCAAACUCUCUUUGAGGAUGAAAACAAGAACCGAAUUAUGGAGACUAAAGAACUCUUUGACUGGGUCCUGAAGCAACCAUGUUUUGAGAAAACAUCCUUCAUGCUGUUUUUAAACAAGUUUGAUAUAUUUGAGAAGAAGGUUCUUAAGGUACCAUUGACUGUUUGUGAGUGGUUCAAAGAUUACCAACCUGUUUCUACAGGAAAACAGGAGAUUGAACACGCGUAUGAGUUUGUGAAGAAGAAAUUUGAGGAGUUGUAUUUUCAGAGCAUUGCCCCUGAUCGUGUGGACCGGGUUUUUAAGAUCUAUCGAACGACUGCUCUUGAUCAGAAGCUUGUGAAGAAGACUUUCAAAUUGGUGGACGAGACCUUGAGAAGGAGAAAUCUUUUUGAGGCGGGGUUGUUGUGAUUGCGAAGGGAAAUCUCUGAGAAAAUGUUGAUGUUUUUUCAGAGCUCUCAAUCAAGAUCCGGGAAAAAGAGGUUGCAAACCAUAUUAGUCGACUGCUGCCGGCAAGUCAUAUUCCACAGGUUAAAGGUUUUUGAAUCCCCAUUUGUUUCUACUAUUUAAUUGAAAGAAGAUUUUGUCUUUGUUUUUUCUCUAUUGCACGGUACAUCAUAGAACUUUGUAUUCCUUUUUAAAUGGUUCCUUGUCUAUAAUUAUUGCUAUCAAAUGGUUCCUUUGAUGGGGAGUGGCUCA
Malania oleifera is the source of this 1953-nucleotide messenger RNA. RefSeq names its product guanine nucleotide-binding protein alpha-1 subunit. Gene Ontology annotation, cellular component: heterotrimeric G-protein complex. The coding region runs from base 487 to 1665 and encodes 392 amino acids. Gene Ontology annotation, molecular function: G-protein beta/gamma-subunit complex binding; guanyl nucleotide binding; G protein-coupled receptor binding. The transcript has 14 exons. NCBI's taxonomy places the organism in Eukaryota, Viridiplantae, Streptophyta, Magnoliopsida, Santalales, Ximeniaceae. Gene Ontology annotation, biological process: adenylate cyclase-modulating G protein-coupled receptor signaling pathway. The record is from RefSeq and is a predicted model, not a curated record.